This is a messenger RNA of Ooceraea biroi (clonal raider ant), 6347 nucleotides long. Its product is annotated as GSK-3-binding protein. Gene Ontology annotation, cellular component: cytoplasm. The record is from RefSeq and is a predicted model, not a curated record. Lineage: Eukaryota; Metazoa; Arthropoda; Insecta; Hymenoptera; Formicidae.
CGCCCGAUCAAAACAAUAAUAACAGAGUAAAAGGUUCAUGGCUGGCGGACGCGGCCGCUCGCUCUGCUCUUCGCUCGACGAACUCGUUGAGGCCUGAGGCCCGUUGUUGCCGCCGCCGCUGCUGCCGCCGCCGCCGCCGUUGUCGCCCGCUCGAUCGCAGACUCCGCUCCGCGCGAAGUGCCACACGGCGACGAGUCGGCCCGAGUCGCGUACUGUAAACAAAAGAGAGCGCGCGCGGGACAAGUAUAGCACGCACGCAGGCAGCACGGCAUUUAACGCGCGCGCGUACAUAUACACGAUUUGACACAUAUCGUCGCAUACAGUCGCGCGGCCGACAGUUCGAUACGCUCGUCACGAGGGGAAACGAGAAUUGGUGCGCGCGUCUUUCGUCGACGAAACGUCAGUGUCAGUGAUUACCUGCAACGCGGUCUCGGGGAAAGUUCCAGUUGGAUUUCCAAAUUCGAUUUCCAUCUCCAAAUCGAAACGUGUGAAUACACUCGCGUCCCGACGCGAGCGAGAGCCAUCCGUGAGUGAGUGUGAGAAUCGUGAGAGUUACUCUGAAACUGGAAUUUCGAGAAUAAAGUGAAAGAGAAAGAGAUAGAGAGACGGAACUUGAAACAUUAGAUUGACGUUUGAUUCGAAAGUGCGGGAGUGCGCGACGACACUGUCAGUCCGACGGCGAAUCUAUCCGUCGCUCGCUCUCUCCGUACAUAUUUCCAUUCUCAUCUCUCUCUUCUGACGAGUGCGUGAUCUCAUCGAAGCGAAGUUAGUCGCUACGCGUGUAACGAGAGCUGUGCAUGCCAGUUGUGUAACCCAUCGCACUGAUCUUUCCGCCGCGGAAGAGAAAGAGGCGGAGCAAGAUUCGGACGACACACCGCGCGUUCGAUCCUCCGCUCGGAAGCAAAACAAUGCGGCGCUGGGGUAACGCUUAGCAGAGAGAACGUUCUCUGUGCCCGCGUGUACGUAUUCAUGUACCUGCAGCUGCCGCGCGGCGCGCUGGUGUGCGUUUGUUUAUGCGCGUAGAUUAGCCGCGCGCGAGUACGAGCGCGGCGUUCAUUCAACAGCCAGCCGCGUUUCGACGCCGACUCUCGUCGUGUUGUCACUCGCUCGUUUCGAAAGCGAGCGAACGAGCAGGAGAGAGAAAGGGAGAGGGGAGACUCCAAAACGCGAGGAUAUCACCGCGCGCGUAUUUAUCCAGUGAAUCACGUCCCGUCCGAUUACGCACGGACGUGGCCGGAUACGAGCGUAUAUAUACGCGUACCACUGUGCCGUAUUAUUGUUGACGUGUCCGUGCGACGACGCCGUGAACAGUCGCGCUGACGCAAUUAUAUCGGAGAACGACCGCUCCUCCGCCGUGGGAAAAAGAAAGGAUACGUCGACCGAGUUAUCCUCAUUGAGUGAAACGGUUUCCCGGAUCCGUGCUGACAACGACGGUUUUCCCGGAAGGAAACGUUACGUUUUCUCCCCCGUGUCUGCAUCCAUUCGUUUGUUGUGCGUCGUCGGCGAACGAGCGAGCGUCGACCCAGGUAAACACCGAGGAAAAGAGACGGCACCAGCCAGCGAAGAAGUGACGGAGAGAUCAGACGGAGAGUGGUAGAAACGGUAAUAACAUCAAGGAUCGGAGAGUCGUUGGAGGAAACACAGACGCAGAUCGCCGGAGAGGGAGAGAGAGGGAGAAACAACACAAGACGGAGCUCGCUCGAGAAACGUCGGGGAUCCUUCCUCUCGUACGUGUCUCUUCACUCGUUACUAGUGAACGCUUGAUCCUACUACGGACACGAGCGUAGAGCGUGGCGUGCGGUGGCACAUCAUUGUACCUGAGUGCUGUGAAGUGCUGCAGACUGAAGCGAGGAUGCCGAGCGCCGAGGAGACGACGUACCUGAUCGGCGUGAUGCCGGACGGCGCGGCGCAGGCGGACGCGACGUUCCUGGCGCGCGACGUCGACCUCCUGGUGUCGCAGAUCAAGGAGAACCUGCGGCUGUCGGGGCUGAAGGCCAAGUCCAGCGUCAGCCACAAGAACAGCCGGCCGUCGCCGUACCGGGUGCCGGCGCGUUCCUGGGCCGAUCCGGCUGCGGCGGCGACCGGCUGCGAGGUCUGCGGCUUGCGAGCCAGCAGUCAGCAACAGCAGCAGCAUCACAUGACCGCCGGUCACCACCAUCAUCAUCAUCACUACCACAGUCACCUGAGAAGGAACGAGAAAAGUCGGGUGGACGAUGACCCAUACGAGUUGCUGCAGGAGCUGCUGCGCGAAGGUGGUCUCAUCAAGGAGGCAGUGAAGAGGCUGCAGGCGAAUCUCGACGAGCUCUCAGGCUCGGAGGUGGACGAGGACGACGUGGUGGUGGACGACGAGGACGACGAGGACCGAAGAUCCAGCGGCUGUUACCGCAGGAAGCCGUACUUUUACGAUUCCGAGGACGAGCCGUUACCGCCAAUGUACAAGCCUCUGGAACUGUGAGGUACUACAGAAACGUGCGCUUCGGGCUGAGCGACAAUUCUUUUCCCGGACGUUCCUCGUUAUGAAUGACAGCGAUUGUUUUCACAGCGAGUUUCUCGAAGGACGGUUUUCUCCCGGAAAGUUUUGAAAACUUUACUGGACCUUGCUCUUUGUUUCUUUGUGACCUGAGGUAUGCAGAACUAAGAUCCUCUAGAAAGUAAAUGGGAUUUUCUUUUUGAAAACGAUUGAGGUUUUGUUUGAGGAAAAAAAAAGAAAAAGAUGAAUGAACAUUCUGUAAGAGAGGGGACGUUUUCUCCAUUUUUCCCGAGAAAACGCAUGAGAACAGGAAAUAUGCGCGGAUGACUGUAUCGUAUGUGUAUCCAUGUGUGUGGGUGUGCGCAUGUGUGGUAAGAAACUUGUACUCGCGCGCGUAUCCGUAGACACAAUUAGGCAAGAACUCGCCUUACAUGGCCGUGUUUGUAAAUACGCUGCGUUGUCGGCGUUGCGCGCUGGCGACUCGCUUCGUGAUGCCUCGGCCGAGAUCGUCGUCGUCGUCGUCGUCCACGUAUCGACGCUUCACGACGGGCCUACGUGGAAGACUUAUGGCCGCCGUCGCCGACCCGCUCCAUCGCGCCGCUCAAGAUACGUUCGAGAUGUUCCUUUCCCUCCCCGUAGCGCACCUUUCUCCGUGCACCACUUCUGCGUCAGCGAUACGUUCGUCGUUAUCUCCUUAAAUUAUUCAGCGAGUUCACUCCGAAUAUCGUUCGACAUGCAAAACGUUCCUUUCCCCGCUGCGCCGGUGCUCUGUUUUGUGUUGACGAUAUUCUCACCGGUAUCUAAAAUCGAGCGGUAUCGCUGGUGAUAAUCGUGAUACUCUGUAUACAUUUUGGAGUAUCGGACGGCGUAUCGAGUAACGGAUCAGUUUGUAACCGUUUGUUGUUCCACGGGAAAUUUCAAUAAUUAUUAAGAUACCGAUAGAUAUCGCGUUAUCGCAGCGCGGAGCACCGCUACAGCUGAUUUUCGCGUGCGAAGCUAGUAGCGUUUCAAAUACCGAGCGACUUUUUGUCACGUGCGUACAUAAAAGGGGGAUGUCAGAGACGCGUAUGCAACGAUAUUAUUCCAUACAGAUGCAUUUUAUUUACUCGACGGCACUAUCGGUUAGAUAUGUUAUUUCUUUAUUUGUUAAAAAAAGGCGUAACGUCAUUGAUACCUUGAGAGUUAUCGUCAAUUACAUGUUUGCGCGUCUCGAGCAAUAAUUCCAGGGAUCGGUUGAUCACCCUUUUCGGUAUUUGAAGAGUUAAUCUAGCUCGUCGUUCUCGCGCGGGCUGUUUAGAUCGGAAUCCUGUGUCAACCAGCUCUGAGUCAGCGGAAUACUGUCGUCGAUCUCGGCAUCGAACGAAUGAAAGGAGGAACGUUCUAAUUAACGGACGAGUUCAAAUAUUACAACUGUGUUUGUUCUGUGACCGGAGCUUGUUUGCGACUUACAUCGUGGUUUAAUCUCUCCGCGAGAGAUAACGGUCGUAGAGAUUGGUACACCUGCAAUAAAGAAGGUACUGUACUUGUUGCAGUGCCAUACCGUUGAAUUCAAGUACCAUAAAAUAAUAAUUGUUAAUAUGCCGUCGUUACCCGUGUCUCGCUGUAACAGUUCCUGUCCUCGUAUCAUCGUCGUUAAACGUACUCGACGUUUAUCAUCGAAAAAGGAAAAAAAUGGUGCAAUAAGAGCUCGCUAAUCCAGGAAGCACGGAACGUAACGCGUUCCGCGACGUUCCUGUUUCGCUUCGUCGCAAGCCUCGGUCGCGAUUACGUCGAUUUACAUUGCGUCGAGGAUUCACGUGAGCACUCUAUAAAUAGAGGCUUUCCGUUACAGACGAGAUGCCACCCGCAAAGAAGCUCCGAGUCGCACAGCGCAACGACGGCGAGUCGUCGUCGUUGUCGCAGCUUCCCGAAGAAAAAGAAAAGUUGCAGCAAGAUAGAAAUAGAUAGAGGCAACAUUUUUGUCGCGAGUUUAUUUCAACGGACAGUACAGGGUCUCCCAAUUUUGAAACAGGAAUAUUUUUGAAACGUGUCUUGGAUCAAAAUCACAUAGACAAUACUCCCAGGACGAGGAAGCGGUUUCGGCACAAUGCUGAAUAUAAUUCGCCAAUAUCGACGACAGUAUCAUGCGGGUUGUCGAAGGGUUGAAGAGGGCGUCGGGUCCUCGGAGGAUUACGGUUCAAUUUAUGACCGAGCAAGCCGCGAUGUGAAUGCAAACGCGCCCGCGAUAUUGAUCAUCCGUCGAUGCCUCGGCAUCGCGGUGGAAGUAUUAGGGCCGCGAUCGUUGCGAUACGCGUAUGCGAUGAUGAUCUCAUUUAUUUUUUCAUAAUGCACGCAACGAGCGGGCCAACCGAUCGACGCGGGAGCGAGACCAUUGACAGCUCGGCUGGAAGCUCAAAGCUGAAAACUUCCGACAGCUGCGCGCCCUUAGCUUUCACCACGAGAUUCCGCAAGACGCACUGUUGUCUGGUGAAAGCAGCGAGAAUGACAAAGAGGAUGAAAAAGAAUCCGAGAUGGAGACUUUAUGCUCACAUCUGCGUAUGUGAACGGACGUAUCGUGAGAAUUGAACCGAGCGUUUCGUUGUGUAACGCGAACGAAAGUAUCAAAGUCGACAGUCAUCCAGCUGGAAAUGCAACUUCGCUUAUUUAAGAGACUCUAUCCUGAGAAGAUAACGGUUAAAGUUCGUAAAUGGGACUUUAUAGAUCGUUACGGCUCCGAGGUAACGCAAAAGAAAAAAAUAAAAAAGAAUCUACGAGGUUUCAAUCGUCGUGUGACGUUUAUUAGGGUAAUCUCGACGCAGUGGAGUAUUAACGAAGAGACGUAAAACGUCGAGAAUGCAGAUGAUGCUGUUGUCCGGGAAAUCAGUGAGGCAGAAAGAAAACGAAAAGAAGAAAAUAAAUAACGGUCAGGAGGGAAGAAGAUUACGUAGACGUAAUUACGUGGACCUGUAUAGUAUAAAUAUAGUAUAGCUUUAUAUUUCUCUGUGCAUGUUUUAGUGCAUAGUUACUUAUCGCUAUCGAUCGCCAGGAGGAGACAUGCGGUUGAUGUCACACAGGCUGAUGGUACUCACACGUGUAAGAUCUGCGAGAUACGCGGUGACCGUUCUCCGUGCGAUGGAGACGGAGGGAAGGAUCCGCCCGUAAUAAAAGUCCGCAUGACGCAGCCGUGUCGUGACGUCACGAGACAAUUCUCGAUCAUCGAAGGAGCCCAUUAUGCGUCGUUAAUACGCCAGUCCCUAGAAAUCGCGGGGGCCCCGAGGUAGUUCGAUUUCGAAAUCUCGCACAAGCAUCGCCCCGAGGAAGCCCUCGAUUAUUCCGGGCGCACGUGACGUCACGACUGCAGCGUCCGGGGUUUUAUAAUAGAUGGUGGUUGGCGAAUGCGGUCGCGACACGGUGACGUAAUGAAGCUCCCGCAUGUAGCGAUACGAUGAAGCGAGGAGGUGGAGGAAGAAAUGAUCGUUUCGCGGCUUCGUGUCGCUCUCGGCGGCGUUGGCCGCCUUUAUCCGAAUAAUUAGAUAAGUUAGCAAUUAGUACACAUUGCGCGUACCUACUGCGAGCGGAGCGAACGAAUUGCGUCAGGAGUUCCACGGUUUCGACGAAGAUGCUUGUGUACAUGGAUGUGUAUGUACGUAUGUGUGUGCGCGAGCGUGCGAGAAUGUUGGGAGCGUGGGAGAGUUGCGCGUUAGUCUCUUUCAUUUUUUUCCUCUCUUUUUUUUUUCUUUCUUUUCUACGAAUGAGCGCAAUCUUCCGUUCUUUUCUAAGUUUCGUCGUUAAAAAAAAUCGUGCGUUACGAAAACUAUAUCUCGUUGUGAUCGUCGGGCCUGUGAAGGCCCGGCAAGUCUUAAUUAUAAAAUAAAGAAGUUCAAAGUUUCGAUGCAGA